This is a messenger RNA of Cynoglossus semilaevis (tongue sole), 842 nucleotides long. It is a transcript of the gene ndufab1b, whose product is annotated as NADH:ubiquinone oxidoreductase subunit AB1b. The record is from RefSeq and is a predicted model, not a curated record. Lineage: Eukaryota; Metazoa; Chordata; Actinopteri; Pleuronectiformes; Cynoglossidae. Gene Ontology annotation, cellular component: mitochondrion; respiratory chain complex I. Gene Ontology annotation, biological process: fatty acid biosynthetic process. Bases 46 to 519 code for a protein of 157 amino acids. The transcript has 5 exons. Gene Ontology annotation, molecular function: acyl binding; acyl carrier activity.
UUCUCCUUCGCUUUGCAUGCUGGGAAGCAGUCACUCUUCUCCGUCAUGGCGGCUCGUGUCCUGUUGCAGUGUGCCCGCUCGCUCGCCCGGCCCUCGCUGAGGCUCAGCUCUGGAAGCUUGGCAACCAGAGCCGCUGUUGCUGCACCGACAGCAGCCCUUCGCCGGCCCGUGUCCUUCGCCGCAGACAGCCGGAGGACGCGGUGGCUUGUCCAGAGCCGGGUCUCAUCGGUGGGUAUUUUGUGCCGACAUUAUGGAGAUCUUCCCCCACUCACCAUAGAGGACAUCAGAGAACGCGUGCUUUAUGUGCUUAAACUCUACGACAAGAUAAGUCCAGAGAUGCUUCAGCAAAACUCCCACUUCAUGAAAGACCUGGGUUUAGACAGCUUGGACCAGGUGGAGAUUAUAAUGGCUAUGGAGGACGAGUUUGGUUUUGAGAUUCCAGAUGGAGAAGCAGAGAAGUUGAUGACCCCUGAGGAGAUUGUACAGUACAUCUCAGACAAACAGGAUGUUUAUGAGUAACCUGUCCUCCAGCUCACUUCACCGUUUUCAGAGCUGUUGACCCCAAUGUGAUGCACACAGGAAGUGAAGCAGACGGCCACUAAUUACAAAUCCCACUUCCUCCACAUCAGAUGUUCUCUGUUGCAGCAUUGUUGGUGUCGGCUGCAUUAUUUUGUGUUAAUCUGUAUUUAAGUGACCAUGUGCUCUGGGAGCUUAGAGACAAUACAAAAAUAUUCCUGAAAGGUUCAAACAGGAUUCUGACUUUUUUUUUCUUCAGCUCCGUACUGUGGUUCCUAUGUAUAAUUUCUCAUGAGUAAUACGUCAAUAAAAACAAACUAUGUGUA